Molecule: messenger RNA, 1133 nt
Organism: Parus major (Great Tit)
Lineage: Eukaryota; Metazoa; Chordata; Aves; Passeriformes; Paridae
Gene: POU1F1
Product: POU class 1 homeobox 1
Exons: 7
Coding region: 1-1092 (363 amino acids)
Biological process (GO): regulation of transcription by RNA polymerase II
Molecular function (GO): DNA-binding transcription factor activity, RNA polymerase II-specific; RNA polymerase II cis-regulatory region sequence-specific DNA binding
Source: RefSeq, a predicted model, not a curated record
AUGAGCUGCCAAGCCUUUGCUUCCUCAGACACCUUUGUGCCCUUGAAUUCUGACUCUUCUCCCUCUCUGCCUCUGAUAAUGCAUCACAGCGCUGCAGAGUGCCUGCAGGUCUCCAACCAUGCCACCAAUGUUGUGUCUACAGUGCCAUCUGUUUUCUCUUUGCUCCCGACUCGUGCGUGCUCGCGCGUUGGCUUUGCCGCGGUGACACCGGGACGCCCUUGGCCAGGCCUUCACUACUCCGUGCCCUCCUGCCACUAUGGGAAUCAGCCUUCCACCUAUGGGGUGAUGGCAGGCAUCAAGCCUGCAACUCCAGAGAUGCUCUCAGCAAGUCUCUCCCAGACUCGCAUCUUACAGACGUGCAGCAUGCCCCACCCCAACGUGGUAAAUGGUGUCAGCACCUUGCAAAGUGGUCUGACCCCCUGCCUGUACAAGUUCCCCGAGCACGCUCUGAGUGCCAGCCCCUGUGCCCUGGGCCACGGCUUCGCGCCCGUGCCCCAGCCCCUGCUCACGGACGACCCCUCCGCCACCGACUUCAAGCAGGAGUUCCGCAGGAAAAGCAAGUCUGUGGAGGAGCCUGUGGACAUGGACUCCCCCGAAAUCAGGGAGCUGGAGAAAUUCGCCAACGAGUUUAAGCUGCGGAGAAUCAAGCUGGGUUAUACACAAACCAACGUUGGAGAAGCGCUGGCUGCUGUGCAUGGCUCUGAGUUCAGCCAGACGACGAUUUGCCGGUUUGAGAACUUGCAGCUGAGCUUCAAGAACGCCUGCAAACUGAAAUCCAUCCUGUCCAAGUGGCUGGAGGAAGCUGAACAAGUGGGAGCUUUGUACAAUGAAAAAGUUGGAGUGAAUGAACGCAAGAGGAAGCGCAGAACCACCAUAAGCAUUGCUGCAAAAGAAGCCCUAGAGAGGCACUUUGGAGAACAAAGCAAGCCCUCUUCUCAGGAAAUUAUGAGGAUGGCUGAGGGGCUCAAUCUUGAGAAAGAAGUCGUGAGAGUUUGGUUUUGCAACAGAAGACAAAGGGAAAAAAGAGUGAAGACCAGUUUACACCAGAAUGCCUUCAGUUCUAUUAUCAAGGAGCACCAUGAAUGCCGGUGAAGCUUUUCCACGUACAGGUGUGGAUUUCUGUUUUGUUUCUU